CAACUCGAGCAUUGAGUCUGGUUUGAGUUCUUGCCGCGAGCGGUCGAUACCUCGACGAUACCUCAAGUGAUACUUACUCGCAGUCAAUCAGCGCAGCAAAAGCAGCGCAACGAUCAAAAGGCCUUAGAAGCAGGCAGCGACAUGGGAAGGACACUGGAAAUAACGGGAAAACAGCAGGAGAAGAAUCCGGAGAAGGGAGCGGAAAAGGGUGCUGAUCCUGAGAAUGGUGACGCUGUGCGCAGGCGUGGCCACGAAACCAGCGAACUGGAGGCAGCCACACAUCUCUUUAAGGGAAGUGUUGGCGCCGGACUUUUCGCCAUGGGAGAUUGCUUCAAGAACGGAGGAUUGGCAGGAGCCACCAUCCUCCUGCCCAUCAUUGCGGUGAUGUGCGUCCACUGUGAACGCAUGCUGAUCCGUGGUUCGGUUUUGGCCGUGGAACGGACACCGGGCGUCGAUUUCCUUGACUAUCCGGAAACGGUGGAGAAGAGCUUCGAGCACGGACCACGCCCGCUUCGGAAAAUGUCACGUUUUAUGAAGCUUGUCGUCGAAAUGUUUCUCUGCGUUACGCAGUUUGGAUUCUGUGCCAUAUACUUUGUGUUCAUCACGGAGAAUCUUUACCAGGUCUUUCAGCAGAAUGGCAUCGAUAUCAGCAUGAGCAUGGUGAUGCUGAUCACCCUACUGCCGGCGAUGAUUCCCUCGCUGAUGACCAAUCUCAAGUACAUCUCACCCGUAUCGCUGUUCGCCAAUGUGGCUCUACUUUUCGGAUUGGUUGCCACCCUGACCAUUGCCUUUUCGGAUGGACCGAUGCCCUCGGUUGGUGACAGGCAUCUAUUUACGGGCGGUGCCCAGUUGGCCCUGUUCUUUGGCACGGCCUUGUUUUCGUACGAGGGCAUUGCCUUAAUCCUGCCACUGAGAAAUUCGAUGCGAAAACCAGAAAACUUUAGCACCCGGUUUGGGGUACUCAACUCCACGAUGUUCUUAACCACGGCCCUGUUUAUCUUUACGGGAUUCGUGAGCUAUGUUCGUUGGGGCGAGGAAGUCGCUGGCAGCAUAACCCUAAAUCUAGUGGUGGAGGAAAUAUUUUCACAGGUGGUUAAAGUAGUUGCUGCCCUGGGCGUUUUCCUUGGAUAUCCCAUCCAGUUCUUUGUGAUGAUCAAGAUCCUGUGGCCUCCACUGAAGCGGUCUAAUAACUGUGCCCAAAAGUAUCCCAUUACGAUCCAGGUGUGCCUGCGUUUCAUCAUGGUGAUGAUGACAUUUGGCGUAGCGCUGGUCGUUCCCAAGCUAAAUCUGUUCAUCUCGCUGAUCGGGGCAUUGUGCUCCACCUGUCUGGCCUUCGUGAUCCCCGUGAUGAUUGAUUUUGUGACGCGAGCGCAGGUUCCCAAGGGAUUGGGGGUUUGGUCUUACAUCAAGAACAUCCUCAUCCUGACGGUGGCCGUCCUGGGAAUCGUCACAGGCACCUACCAGAGUAUCGUAGAGAUCGUCAAGGAGUUUAAGUAGGCUCUAAGCGCUAGCAAGUAUGUUUUUUGUACAUAAAUAAUGCUGUCAUUCCUGUAAAGAACUCUACGUAAAUGCUUUGCCCUGCUCUAUUGUAAGCCUAAUUCCUAUACUAUGUACUUUUUUUCUUCAGUUUUUUUUGUUAAUAGUCUUAAGCUGUGCAUUUGUUUAUAUGUUUAAAAAUGUUUAAUUGGCAUUCUAAACAAAAAAGAAGGCAUAAAAGAAUAUGAUCUGCAGCAAAUUCAAAUUUUAAUAUAUGAUAUGGCUUUGGUUGCGUCAAAGCCUUGGUUUGAAA
Messenger RNA from Drosophila eugracilis, 1789 nucleotides. RefSeq names its product proton-coupled amino acid transporter-like protein CG1139. Gene Ontology annotation, biological process: amino acid transmembrane transport. The transcript is spliced from 5 exons. NCBI's taxonomy places the organism in Eukaryota, Metazoa, Arthropoda, Insecta, Diptera, Drosophilidae. Gene Ontology annotation, molecular function: amino acid transmembrane transporter activity. The coding region runs from base 142 to 1497 and encodes 451 amino acids. Gene Ontology annotation, cellular component: vacuolar membrane. The record is from RefSeq and is a predicted model, not a curated record.